AUAGUAUGAACAUCCUUUUGUAUCAGUUUAGUAAAUUUAAGUUCUUGUAAAUACAUAGAUCAUUUUACAGGAAAACUGGUUAGGCUGGAUAAUUAAAGUGGUUCUGGCGUGGUAUCAGCAACUCAAGUAUCAUGUAGUAAUUGUGUAACAAAAGUGAAUCUGCUUUUCCAGACCUAUUAUGAGUCUUGACUCAUAACUAGUAACAAGGAACACAAGAUUGUGCACAUCUAUUUAAUUUUGAUAGAGAAAUUUGUCACAGUUAGAUCGUAGUUACACAUUGAUAGGAUUUAAGAAAAUAUAAUCGCAGCACGAUGCAGUCGUUAGAAAUAAAGCAAAUAAAUUUAGAUCAGCCUAGAUUUGAUCAGAGUACAUAUUUUGGCCGGUGUCGGCAUUUUUUUAACACGACAAAUCCUCUCAAUAUUUUGUGCACUGGGUCGGAACUCGCCAGUGCGAAGGAUAUUGUGACCAAACACAGAAAUGGAGAAAGCACCGGCUUAUCGGAAGAUGAGUUGUGGAAGGCAAAAAAUGUGUACGACUCUGCCUUUCAUCCGGAUACAGGCGAGAAAAUGGUGCUAAUUGGCCGAAUGUCAGCCCAGGUGCCAAUGUGUAUGAUUAUCGGGGGCUGCAUGUUGACAUUCUACAAGAGCACUCGAGAAGUAGUUUUUUGGCAAUGGUUUAAUCAAUCCUUUAAUGCAGUGGUCAACUAUACGAAUAGAUCUGGGAAGACUCCAAUAACUGUGGAACAAUUGGGUACGUCUUACGUAUUUGCCACAACUGGAGCGUUGGCUGCCGCAUUGGGACUAAAUGCAUUAGUCAAAAAAUCGCCUCCACUUGUGGGAAGAUUCGUACCGUUCGCUGCCAUUGCAGUGGCCAAUUGCAUCAAUAUCCCGUUAAUGAGAAUGAAAGAAAUUAAUGAGGGUAUCCCUGUUAUGGACAAGAAUGGAAAUGAGUUAGGUAAUUCAAAAGCCGCUGCGAAAUAUGGAAUUACUGCAGUCACAUUUAGUAGAAUUGUGAUGGCUGCACCAGGAUUCGUAAUUCCCCCAUUUUUUAUGAACUAUCUUGAAAAACGUGGAUUUUUGGCACGCUACCCGCGCUCAUCCGCACCUAUUCAAAUUUUAUUCUGCGGGUUGUGCUACACCUUCGCGACGCCGCUCGCAUGUGCACUCUUCCCCCAAAAGGCAUCGAUAAGUGUUUCCAGUCUCGAGCCAGAAAUUCAGGAUCGGAUAAGAAAGCUGCCAACUCCUGUGGAGAAAGUUUACUUCAACAAAGGGUUAUAAAUUUGGAUAAUCAAAGACAAUGAGAUUCUAUUUAAUUAGUACAUAUACAUGAUAACCUGUACAUAUUUGGAUGCGUCACUAGUCCUACUUAAGCUCAAUAACUGCCAUUACUGGUCAAAAUACUUAAUAAUAUGAAAUAAGCGUAAUUGAGUGGUUAAAAAGAUGCUGGUACAUGUGUAAGCGUGCAAUAAUAUGAACAUGUAAUAGUACUGUGAUUUAAUUACACUUUAUUCAGAGAUUACUUAGGGGCCGGACAUAUAGCAUGUGAUGGAUUUUCAGAGAAUUUUGAACCCUACCCCUUGGUGUGACCUAUAUGAUUCCUUGACCCCUGUCCCUCUCAAAUCGAUCACAUGCUUUUUGCACAGUCCCUUAGAAUAAUGAUAAUAAGCAAAAUAAAUUUCUGCCAACCACAUAA
Messenger RNA from Folsomia candida, 1692 nucleotides. Its product is annotated as sideroflexin-1. Lineage: Eukaryota; Metazoa; Arthropoda; Collembola; Entomobryomorpha; Isotomidae. Gene Ontology annotation, molecular function: monoatomic ion transmembrane transporter activity. The transcript is spliced from 12 exons. The record is from RefSeq and is a predicted model, not a curated record. The coding region runs from base 312 to 1277 and encodes 321 amino acids. Gene Ontology annotation, cellular component: mitochondrial inner membrane. Gene Ontology annotation, biological process: monoatomic ion transport; serine import into mitochondrion.